AUGGAUUUUGCAGAGAUCAGUGAUAUUUGGAUAAGAUGCAUAAGAAAUGAUUCUUUGCUGCAGCCUCUGUGGGACAGCCUGAGGUUCAACUAUAGAGACUAUUUGAGAUCGCCGCUCUUUCCUGUUGUUCUAACUGUUUCUUCCUAUUUUGUUGUAUGCAUCCCUUUUCUUGUCUGUGACAUCAUCGGGGACAAAUGGGCCUGGAUCCAGCAAUACAAAAUCCAGCCCAACCGUCGACCAACAGCCACUACGCUACUUCACUGUGCAGGUGUCACCACGUACAACCAUUUGUUUCUCGUGUUUCCAGCAUCAGUUGCCCAGUGGGCUUGGAGGCCCCCUAUAGACCUGCCAGAUCGGGCUCCGUCAGUGCCAGAGAUAGUAGCUGGAGUGAUUGGCAACCUCCUGCUAUUUGACUUCCAGUACUACAUCUGGCACCUGCUCCAUCACAAGAUCCGCUGGCUGUAUGUCACUUUCCAUGCCAUUCAUCAUAAUUACUCAUCUCCUUUUGCUUUAGCCACCCAGUGUCUUGGGGGAUGGGAACUGGUCACCGUUGGCUUCUGGACCACUCUGAACCCUGUGAUCCUGAGAAGUCAUCUUCUCACCACGUGGAUCUUCAUGGUGCUGCAUGUUUAUGUUUCUGUAGAAGAUCAUUGUGGUUAUGAUUUCCCUUGGUCCACAGCGCGUCUCAUUCCUUUUGGCUUUUAUGGAGGGCCAAACCAUCAUGAUGUGCACCAUCAAAAACCGAGCACCAACUUUGCACCGCACUUCAAACACUGGGACAUAAUAUUUGGCACGCAUGCUGAGUUAAGCCUUCCUCCUGCCACGAAACAGAAAACUACUACACUGCUUAUAGAAUAG
Sphaeramia orbicularis (orbiculate cardinalfish) is the source of this 858-nucleotide messenger RNA. It is a transcript of the gene ch25hl1.2, whose product is annotated as cholesterol 25-hydroxylase like 1, tandem duplicate 2. Gene Ontology annotation, biological process: lipid biosynthetic process. Bases 1 to 858 code for a protein of 285 amino acids. Lineage: Eukaryota; Metazoa; Chordata; Actinopteri; Kurtiformes; Apogonidae. The record is from RefSeq and is a predicted model, not a curated record. Gene Ontology annotation, molecular function: iron ion binding; oxidoreductase activity. The transcript has a single exon.